Messenger RNA from Triticum urartu, 1623 nucleotides. Its product is annotated as plant UBX domain-containing protein 4. Gene Ontology annotation, biological process: proteasome-mediated ubiquitin-dependent protein catabolic process; Golgi organization; nuclear membrane reassembly. Gene Ontology annotation, molecular function: ubiquitin binding. Gene Ontology annotation, cellular component: nucleus; cytosol. The record is from RefSeq and is a predicted model, not a curated record. NCBI's taxonomy places the organism in Eukaryota, Viridiplantae, Streptophyta, Magnoliopsida, Poales, Poaceae.
ACGAGAAGGCUUCCUCCCAAAGCCUUCCAAGCCAGACACGCGGCCGCCGCAGCCGAGAUGGCCGCCGGAGAUGCCACCCACGCGCCCCCGGCCGCGGAGGCGCAGUCUCUGGUGGAGUCGUUCUGCGCCGUCACCUCGGCGACCCCCGACGAGGCGGCCUUCUUCCUCGAGGGCCACAACUGGGCCCUCGAGGCCGCCGUUCGCUCCUUCUACGACAACACGGAGGUCGACGCCGAUGGCCCCGAUCCGGCACCCCAGCCCCCACCACCGGUUCCAGCCGCUGUCGAUGGCGCGGACUCCGAGGACGAGGACUACGUGGGCGGCGGCGACAAGGAUGAGGACGACGAGGACUACGUGGGCGGCGGCGACGAGGACGACGACGAGGAUGCCGCCCUCGCCGCUGCGUCUGCGGCGGCAGAUGAGCGGAGGAGGAGGCCCGCGAAGAGGCAGAAGAGGAGCCACCAAGCGCGGGGCGGGAGCGGGGGUGCGAGUGGGAGGGGGACUGUGAGGACGCUCUCCGAUCUCGGAGGUGGCAAGGGGCGCGCGGGGUCGGACGAAGGCGAGGACUCGGACGACGACGAGUGGGCGCCACCCCCUGAGUUGUACACCGGCGGCGAGAGGAGCGGAAUGGUUGUUAGAGAUCGAUCCAAACGCAAAAAUGUUGCGGAUGAGGUUUUUAAGCAAGCUAAGAGGAAGGGAGCUAAGCAAGGCCCAGCUCGCCGGCAAUCUUCUAGUUCAAGGAGCUUUCCUGGGGCUAGCAGACUUCUAACAGGUGAAACUGUACAGCCUGACGCACCACAGCCACCAGAGGAAAUUGUUCACAACAUCUACUUCUGGAGCGAUGGGUUCACAGUAGACGACGGUCCACUCAGAAGUUUCAACGACCCAGAGCAUGCAUCCUUUUUAGAGAGCAUCAUGAAGUCUGAAUGCCCAACUGAGCUUGCGCCGGCUGAUGGGAGGUCUAAGGUGAACGUAAAUCUUAUCCGUAAAGAAGAAAAAUGUCCUGAGUCACUCAAGCGCCCGGCCCCGUUUCAAGGAGGGGGGAGAAUUCUCGCGGCACCUUCUGAAAACUCUGCUCCUUCGGAUAUCACCCCCGCGGCUGCUGCUUCUAGCACUGCGACCACCACCGUGCCCAAGACUAUCACAGUGGAUGAUUCUCUGCCGUCAACCUCUCUCCAGAUCAGGUUUGUAGACGGCAGCCGUGUGGUUGCGCGCUUCAACACAAGCCACACGAUCAGCGACGUGCGGGCAUUCAUCAACACAACAAGGCCAGGAGAAACAAGCGACUACACCCUGCAGGUCGGGUUCCCCCCUAAGCCGCUCGACGACGCGACCAAGACCAUUGAGGAAGCCGGCGUUGCCAACUCGGUGAUCAUCCAGAGAGUCUAAUCUCAACAGGUUGUUGACCCCACGUCAUCGAACACACCAUCCAUCCGUCCCAAUCGUGCACAUUUCCUUGCCCUUUUGUCCGUCCCUGAGCUCUCUUGGAUUUUAGCCUUUGAGCCUUCCAUGGCCGCACUUCACUAGCCGCCCCUCGGGUAUUAAGAUUUGUAAAAAUCGGCGAGAUCUGGGUACCCGUCCGUCUUAUUCAUCCUGCUAUAGCGUAAGUAUACUUGGCUUGCA